This is a messenger RNA of Paramecium sonneborni, 1042 nucleotides long. The record is from the annotation of a GenBank genome assembly. NCBI's taxonomy places the organism in Eukaryota, Ciliophora, Oligohymenophorea, Peniculida, Parameciidae.
AUGAUAUGUUAAAAGAAGUUGAAUUACGAUCUUUUUUUCACAGAGCCUGAGUAAAAACAAUAUUUUAAUAUAUUUAAGAUACACAUCAAUUAGAGUAAAAUGUGACGAAUUGUAAUUUAUUUGAAUAGUAAUUGUAGAGUGUCGGUUUAUAAUAGUUAAAAGAGGGUGAUCGGUAUUUGCUUGAUGAAGUUCAUGUUAAUGAGAUUAUUCUUAUAAUUUAAGUUUAUGUGUAAGAAUUUUGUUAGUAACAAUUUGAUAAAUUCCAAAACAAUCUGAGAAAGGAAAUUGCAGAAUUUUGGAAUUCAAAGAAAUCGAAAGUUUAAUUAAAUUUCUGGAUUUAUGACCUCUGUUGAUAUCUCCAUUUAUGCUUUAGAUUGUUGUAUAGAUAUUAUCUAACACUAGAGCAUGAAUAGGAUAAGGGAGCCUUUUAUUUAGAAGUUUAUUCAGCUUAAAAAUUGAUUUCCAAUUAUAAAAAUUAAACAUAAAUCUAAUAACAUAGGUAUAUAAAUUUAAAUUAAUUAUUCACAGAUGCAAAUAGAUGAUGGGAAAAAUUAGUGGAGCAAGAAUAUUUUAAAGAUUUUUCAAUUUUAAAUUAAAUAAAAUAUCCAUAAGGAUUUGAAAAGGAGGAUUAAGAAGUUGUUUGCAUGUCAAUCAAAUAGUUCAUUUCUAUGUUGAUUUUGUUCAAUUUUACUAAAAUAAUUAAAUUAAAAAGCUCAGCUAACAUGGAAAAAUUUAAGAUGAAGAAAACUUCAGGUAUGAUUUCAAUCUAUUUUAACAAGAAUUGCCAUUAGAAAUGACAUAUAGGGAACUUCCCUUAGUUAAUUAUUAGAAAAAUAGAAAACUUAGAUUAUAUCAAGAUAAUUCUUCUAUUGAUAAUAAUCAUUCUUGGAUGGAUAAUUAUUUUGAUGAUAGUAAUGAAAAAAAUAAUAAAAAAACUUCAAAGAAAAGGCUCUUUAUUAAAUUAGAAAGGUAACAUAUUUUCAUUUAUGCACAAAUCUAUUCAGGAAUAUUUUGUAUCUUUAUACUUGAUAGAUUUUAAUGA